Parascedosporium putredinis is the source of this 621-nucleotide messenger RNA. The record is from the annotation of a GenBank genome assembly. Lineage: Eukaryota; Fungi; Ascomycota; Sordariomycetes; Microascales; Microascaceae.
AUGGAAGCACUUAUAAGCCAAGCUAUACAAGAUAGCCUGAGGUUGCGCAAAACGUCAGUCCCAUGGAAGGACGACGAACCUCACCCACAGUCGUACUACGCAUUCGAUCUCACGGCUGCUUCCUGGGUCGCUAAGUCGCCUUCUAAGGAUGUGCCCCCAGAUGCAGGCGAAGGUGUGAUCAGUAAUCUAAAGCUUUACAGCUGGAACAUCGAUUUCAUGCUCCCGUUCGCCGAAGCUCGCAUGAAGCCAGCACUCGCUCACCUUGGCAACCUGGUUGGUUCGCACACACAAGAUGACAUGUCAAUCAUCUUCCUCCAAGAGUGCAUGCCGUCGGAUCUAAAGACUAUCGCUUCGACGCCAUGGGUUCGAGAGCGGUUUCACCUAACUGACUUGGACACAACGAACUGGGCAACCACUCACUACGGAACUGUAACUCUAGUCGAUGUCCGUCUGCCUAUCUCGGCCGUCUUUCGUGUGCAUUAUUCCAAGACGCGCAUGGACCGUGAUGUCUUAUUCACAGAUGUGUCUGUUGGGGAAACAAUACGGUCCGUCUCGGCAACACGCACCUUGACUCGAUGGCCUUCAGCCCACCAUUCCGCCCAGAUCAGAUGCUCACCGUAG